AUGAUCGAGUUGUGGUUACGAAGUAAUAACGGAUUCAGCCCUUUAAACAAUGUUAAGGCUAUGAUUACGGUCUCUGUGAGUGAUGGUGACAAUGACUGUUUUGACCAAGCUGAUGAACAGAACUGUCCGCCAAUCGUGUGCUCUUCAACACAGUUCCAGUGCGCGAAUCUUAAGCAAUGUAUUCACGAGAGCUAUCAUUGCGAUGGUGUCAGCGAUUGUCAGGACGGCUCCGACGAGAAGGGAUGUCCCACACUCUCCGCCAAUCAAUGCGACGCCGAAAAGCAAUUUCAAUGUCAGACAUCAAGAAUAUGUAUUCCCAAUGACGGAAACCCGGACUGCGAGGACAGUAGUGAUGAGCCGAACACAUGCGGCGAAAUCGAGUGUCCGAGUAAUCACUUUAAGUGCAAUAAUUCAAAGUGUAUUUUUAAGUCUUGGAUUUGUGAUAACACCGACGAUUGCGGCGACAAUUCCGAUGAAGAUCAACGACACGCGUGCGGACCAACUCAUUACGACUGUCCCAGCGGUCAGUGGAUGUGUCCCAACAUAACCAACCGCUGUAUUCCCAUUAAUAAAAUCUGUGACAAACAACUCGACUGUCCUAACGGUGCCGAUGAGGGCCCGGCGUGUGAUCUGCAGACCUGCUCUAAUAACCAGUGCACCCAUAACUGUACGCAAACACCAUUUGGUCCGCUCUGCACGUGUCCUCCGGGAGAGCGGCUGAACGACACGAGAACGUGCGCUGAUAUCGACGAGUGUUCAAUAGUCGGCAGUUGUAGUCACAAGUGUUAUAACGAAAAGGCGUCGUUCAGGUGUCUGUGCGAAGACGGCUAUCAACUCGAGAACAAGACUUAUUGCAAAGCUAUUAAUAGAAGUAUCGCUUAUCUCGUUAUCUCUAAUCGACGGUCUAUUUUGGUGGCAAACAUCACAAAUGUAUCGCUAGAGAGAGUGCCCGUACGGGUGGAGAACGUUGUGGCCACGGCUUCCGAAAUGGUUACGGGAACUAUAUAUUGGUCUGAUAUGCACUCGAAGAAGAUUUUCAGAAUGAAAAAGGGCUCGAGUGAGCCCGAAGUGGUGGUCGGCAGCGGUUUGGACUUAGUUGAAGGUCUGGCCGUUGAUUGGAUCGCAAACAAUCUAUAUUGGGUUGACUCCCGACUCAAGACCAUAGAAGUGUCGACAAUAAACGGCUUAAACCAUAUCGUGUUGUUGUCUCAGAACAUAAGCCAACCGCGAGGUAUAUGUCUGGACCCCCGAGAAGACGCCAGAAUCAUGUUUUGGACGGAUUGGGGAGAGAAUCCGCGCAUCGAAAGGGUGGGAAUGGAUGGAAGUGAACGCAAAGUGAUAGUUAGCACCAAAAUCUAUUGGCCAAACGGUCUCACUAUUGAUAUUCCCACUCGAAGAGUGUAUUUCGCGGACUCGAAGUUAGAUUACAUAGACUUCUGUAACUACGACGGGUCGGGACGACAGCAAGUGUUGGCCCACAACCACUAUCUCCUUCAUCCGCAUUCGUUGACCGUAUUUGAAGACACCCUUUACUGGACGGACCGACAACUAAAUCGAGUGCUUUCUUGUCAUAAAUACAAAGGAAUAAACCAAACGGUUGUCUCUCAUCUCGUGAGCCAACCCUUGGGAAUACAUAUCAAUCAUCCGUUGCUUCAGCCGACGGCACCGAAUCCCUGCACCAAAGCCUCGUGUUCUCACUUAUGUCUUCUCUCUCCGCGUCCCGAAGGAUAUUCCUGUAAGUGUCCGCCCGGUUAUGGACAGGACAGGACUGCUUCAGGCGGUCGAUGCAUACCAGUGGAGACCCCAUACCUAAUGGUUAUGAAAGGCACGCAAAUCGUUGACUUGAGUUUAACUCCCAACGAAAAAUCUGUGGGACAUUUCACUCCAGUUAUUGGUGUAGAGAAUGGCUAUGACUUUGAUUACGACAAACAGGAGGGCUUCAUAUAUUGGGUACAACUCCGCGAAGACGACAAAGAGAACGGAACCCUCUAUAAAGUGAGUCUCAAAGGCGGCAAUCAAACCAAAUUCCUGGCCGACGGUAUAGUGGGUGCGCCCUAUUGUAUAGCGUUUGAUUGGAUCGGACGUAAUCUGUAUAUCGGCAACAAAAAGGCCUCCAAUAUAGCGGUCGUCAAAACAGACGGCGAGAAGUAUUACCGCCGGACUAUUCUCAGCAAUGAUGGCUCCGAAAAGGGUGUCGCGAAACCGAAGGCCAUUGUUUUGGAUCCAUUGCAGGGAAAGCUGUAUUGGUUGGACGAGGGAGGGGUCGGAGUGCCGCAGAAGGUGUCGCGCUCUAAUAUGGACGGAUCUAAUGCCACGAUUCUGGUGAAGGACUCACUACAUCACGUCGAGGCACUCACUUUCGAUCUCAUCAAUAAACGCCUUUACUUCAGCCAAAGCCAUACCGGAGUCAUCGAAAGCAUCGAUCCCGAGGGCAGAGAUCGCCGAACUAUUGUCAUCGCCAGCUCUGGUAUUGCCAAACCUCAGGGACUCUCUGUAUAUAACAAUCGUUUAUAUUAUUUGGAUUCCGUAUACGAGAAGAUAUAUCGCGUUAACCUUCCGGACGGCGGGAACCCCAACACCAUUGAAGAGAACACCCCUUCGCUCUCUAAUAUCAAAAUAUACAGCAAAAGGCCGGGCGUUGAGAACCAUCCGUGUCGUGGCGGUAACGGCGGUUGUCAACAACUGUGCAUUCCGUCCGAUAAUAAUCAACGCAAGUGUUUGUGUAGCACUGGAUUCAAGACAGACGGUGAGACCAAUUGUCAGCCAUACAAGUCGUUCGCUGUCGUCUCGUCGCUCAACCGAAUGCAAGGCUUUAGUCUCGAAGAUCACGCCGAAGCCAUUCAACCGCUGGCCGGCGCCGGACAUAACAUACUCCACAUCGACGUGAAUGUAGUGAAGAGUCACAUCUAUUGGGUUGAGUACAAUCCGGGCGAACUCAACGGUAUCUAUCGUAUCAAACCGGACGGCACUGAGAAACAGCACAUCAUUAGCGACGGUAUCGGAAGUAACGGCAUUCGUGGCAUUGCUAUCGAUUGGAUCGCCGGUAAUAUGUAUUUCACGAAUGUCUUCCCACACGAGACAUACAUCGAAGUGAGUUAUUUGGACGGAACUCAUCGCAUGGUUUUGGUGAAGACCACGACCGACGCCCCGCGAGAGAUAGCUGUGAAUCCGAUCAAACGGUUCCUGUAUUGGAUAGAUUACGGGCAGUUCCCCAAAAUAGAGAAGGCUUUGCUCGACGGCACUAAUAGGACACCAAUUGUUGUCACCGGAAUCAGUAAUCCCAGAGACCUGACCAUUGAUAUACUCACACACGAUGUCUAUUGGGUCGACGCCAGAGAGGACGCCAUUCAAAAGGUGUCGUUUUCCGGCGGUCGGCGACAAUACAUCUGGAAAAACUUGCCGACGCCUUACGGCGUGUCAAUACUGGGCUCCACUGUCUAUUGGGUGGACAGAAAUUUGCGGACUAUUUUCAGAGGCAAUAAAUACGCGGAUAACAACACAUUAGCGCCCGAACCGUUCAAAUCAAAUUUGGAUACUUUGCGCGAUAUUGUCAUCUUUGACGCCAAUAAUCAACCUCCGGGUGAAUCUCCCUGUUCUCGAUUGGGUGACCGGAUGUGCGAACAGCUCUGUUUCGCUAUACCUCAGGGUUAUAGCGAGACGUCUAACUAUCGGUGCGCCUGUUCUACAGGAGUGUUGGCUCCGGACAAACAAAAGUGCAAAAACGUUGACGAAUACAUUGUGUUCACCACAAGGAAAGAGAUCCGUAGCGUCAAUCUAGACCCACAGGUGACGAGCGCUCCCUUCCCUCCCCGCGUAAACCUCUCCAAUGUUGUGGGCCUUGACUUCGAUUACGCCAAUAAACGCAUGUUUUUCACUCAAAUACGUCCCGACGGAAGCAUUUCGUGGAUGAAUAUCGAUAAAAGAGAUGAAGUGAAUGUGAUUUUGUCGAAAGGCAUAAAUCCCGAGGGAAUCGCUUACGACUGGACCGCAAAGAAGAUCUAUUGGACUGAUUCCGGAAACAGAAGCAUAUAUUCCAUGAAUACCGACGGCUCUCAGAUUGUGAUGAUUACACGAGUUGAACGGCCCCGGGCUAUAGUAGUGGACCCCUGCCAGGGAUUCAUGUAUUUCACCGAUUGGGGUCGUUUUGGAAAUUCGGGCAAAAUUUUUAGGGCAACGAUGGCCGGCAAUGAGAAGAAAGCUAUCGUUGACCAGGAGUUGACACAACCGAGUGGUUUGAGUAUUGAUUACGAGGAGAAGAAGCUCUACUGGACGGACGCAUUGCGCGAGAAAAUCGAGAGAUCAGAUAUGGACGGAAAGAAUCGGGAAGUGUUAGUGUCGGCCACGAUAUACCCGUUCGCUGUGAACGUGUUUGGAAAUUACAUUUAUUGGACAGACCUUCAGCUGAGGGGUGUGUAUAGGGCUGAGAAGCAUACGGGCGCCGGAAUGAUAGAAAUGGUCAAACGCUUGGAAGAGUCGCCGCGAGAUAUUCACAUCUAUUCAUCGCAGAGACAAUUGUGUGAUAAGAAUCCGUGUUCGUUGAACAACGGCGGGUGCGCCCACUCAUGCCAUCAGGCGCCCAAUGGUCAGGUCGAGUGUCGGUGUAAUACCGGCUACAAACUGGCCAAUGAGAACCGUAUGUGUGUUCCCGAGAAUGUGAGCUGCGAAGAGACCAAAUACGCCUGCAGUAACUCCAAGUGUAUUCCCAGACUGUGGGCCUGCGAUGGCGAUGACGACUGCGGCGACAACUCCGAUGAGGACAAACAUUACAUACCUGUAGUCCAAAUGAGUUCCGGUGCGGUAACGGCCGAUCACGAGAACGAUUGCGGAGAUAAUACCGACGAAGAAGGAUGUCAAUACCCUCCCUGUGCUGAUGGAGAGUUUACGUGCGCUAACCAUAAGUGUAUCCCUAAAUCUCAAUUGUGUAAUGGAGUGAACGAUUGCAAAGACUCCAAGACAUCAGAUGAAAGUCACUCAAUCUGUCCGAACAACAGGACGUGUCCGGGAAAUCAUCUCAAGUGCGAGGGAACCAACAUUUGUGUCGAACCCUAUUGGCUGUGCGACGGCGACAACGAUUGCGGCGAUAAUUCCGAUGAAAACUCGUUGAUCUGUUCUGAGAGGACGUGUCCACCGAAUAGCUUCCGGUGUCCAAACCAUCGGUGUAUACCCGCGACCUGGUAUUGCGACGGCGACGACGACUGCGGCGGCUCUAAGGCUGACGAACCCGAAGAGUAUUGCAAGAGUGAAAAGAGGACCUGUUUUGGCGAUCUGUUCACUUGCGAUAACGGGAACUGCAUUCCCAGGAUUUACAUCUGCGACGGCGAUAACGACUGUCUCGACAAUUCCGACGAAGAUGUGAGACACCAGUGCGACACUCGUCAGUGCGAUCCCGACAGAGAGUUCACGUGUUCGGCCAACAAGAACUGGGGUCGCGCGCAGUGUAUACCCAAACGAUGGAUUUGUGACGGAGAUCCGGACUGUGUGGACGGCGCCGACGAGAACACCACUAUUCACAGCUGUCCGCCGCCCGAGCCCUGCGAAUCGGAUCAGUUUAGUUGCAGUAAUCACAGGUGUAUUAACAAGGAAUGGGUUUGUGAUCACGAUAACGACUGCGGCGACGGAUCCGAUGAGCACCGGAACUGUACGUUCAGGACGUGUUCGCCCGAAGAGUUUUCGUGUCGUAACACGAAAUGCAUCCGAAAGAACUACUUAUGCGACGGCGAAGACGAUUGCGGCGAUGGAAGCGAUGAGAAUCAGCCCCAAUGCAAGACAGAGGCGCCGACGUGUGCCGGCGGACAGUUCCGAUGCAAAAGCGGUCAAUGCAUUACUUAUGAACGCGUCUGUAAUAAACAGAUCGACUGCGACGACGGCAGUGAUGAACCCGCGCAUUGCAAUGUCGAUGAAUGCGCCAAAACUGAGAUCAAUGAAUGCGAACACAAGUGUAUUAACACUUUGACCAGUUUUUACUGCGAAUGCAAUGAAGGAUAUCAUCUCAUGAAAGAUGGAAAGGCGUGCGAAGACAUCGACGAAUGCAAUACAUUGAAGGGAAAGUGCAGUCAAUACUGUUUCAAUACUCCCGGUUCUUAUUAUUGCAAAUGUAAUGAAACCUAUUAUGAGAGGGAACUGAAUGGACACGUAUGCAAACGGAGGGAUAAUGUCGAGCCAUGGAUUAUAUUUAGUAACAGAUAUUAUCUGCGGAACAUCAGUACUGAUGGAACCGUUUAUAAUCUCAUUAAAAUGGAUCUGAAGAAUGUGGUGGCACUUGAUUUCGACUAUAGGGAGGAACGCGUCUAUUAUGCGGACGUCGGCAACAAAACUAUUAACAGAAUCUUCGCGAACGGAACCGGAGAGCAGAAUGUGAUCAGACAUGAAGCUCAUGGUCUCGAAGGCAUUGCUGUCGAUUGGGUCGGACGGAAGAUCUAUUGGAUGGACAGAACCAGUAAACACAUAGAAGUGGCCGAAUUGGACGGAAAUCACAGGAAGACUAUACUCGGCCGAAGUAUGUCUGAUCCGCGGGCCAUUGUCGUGCACCCGGGAAUUGGUUACAUAUUCUUCACCGAUUGGGGACACCAUUCAUGUAUCGGGAAGUUAGGAAUGGAUGGCACGAACUUCAGCAGAAUUAUCACAUACGAACAGAAGCUCGUUUGGCCCAACGCUCUCACCAUUGAUUACUUCAGCAAUAAGCUGUUCUGGGCUGACGCACACCUCGACUACAUCGAGUACUCGGACUUCGAGGGCCGACACAGACAUACGGUGCUGAGUGGCCCCUCUGUUCCCCAUGUGUUUGCGUUGUCUGUAUUUGACGAUUGGCUGUAUUGGACGGAUUGGAAUACCAAAGGCUUAGUCAAAGCCCAUAAGUUUUCUGGUGAAAACCUACAGGUGUUGAGGAAUACAUCGCACAGACCAUACGAUAUACACAUUUAUCACCCCUUAAAACAAUUGCCUUACGAUAACCCGUGCGGCGACAACAAUGGCGGCUGUUCUCACUUAUGCCUUAUAGCGCCGGGCGGUCAGACCUAUACGUGCAGCUGUCCUAACAAUUUCCUACUUAGAGAAGACAACAAGACAUGUAUCGCCAACUGUACUAAAGGACAGCACAGAUGUCAGGCGCCCGACGAUCGUUGUAUACCAGUGUUCUGGACCUGCGAUGGAGACAAGGACUGCAGAGACGGGUCCGAUGAAGUAAACUGCGCGCCCUUCCAGUGCAAGCCCGGGAUGUUUCAGUGCAGAAACAAUCAAACCUGUAUCUCAAGGAUCCGCAUCUGCGACGGUAUCCCCGACUGUAGCGACAAAUCGGACGAAAGCUUCUGCGACACGGAUUGCGGUGAACACAGCUUCAAGUGUCGGUCCACUGGCCGUUGUGUUCCCGACUCGUGGCAAUGCGAUGGAGACAACGACUGUUCCGAUGGUUCCGAUGAGGACUCGUCGGUCUGUCAUUCGCGUCAAUGCGAUAAAGACACACAAUUCCGGUGCGAAAACGGCAAAUGCAUACCAAAGCUAUGGUUCUGUGACUUCGAUGACGAUUGCGGCGACAACUCUGACGAACCCGCGCACAGGUGUCGCAACAGGAACUGCUCCACCGGUUGGCAGAAGUGUCCGACGAGAAACAAUUACCGUUGUAUUCCCAGUUGGCUCUUCUGCGACGGCAAAGACGACUGUAGAGACAAUUCGGACGAAAGUAAUACCGAUUACUGUCCCAAAUGUCACGAAACGGGAGACUUUAAGUGCAAAAACGGCAGAUGUAUUCCUCUUCGGUGGCGAUGCGACUUUGAGGACGAUUGUGGCGACAAAUCAGAUGAAGAGCACACAAUGUGUGUCGAUCUCUAUCGGGAAUGUUCUGAGAGUGAGUUCCAGUGCGGGAACAAGAAGUGCAUACCUUCUCGAUGGCGAUGCGAUCACGACGACGACUGCGACGAUGGAACCGAUGAGAAGGAGUGUCUGGACUAUCAUUGCAAAGACGAUCAAUUCAAGUGCCGAAGCGGUCACUGUAUACCACAAAAGCUGGUCUGCGAUGGAAACAAAGACUGUAAGGACGUGUCCGACGAGACAAACUGUCCGACGCGUUACCCGAACGGCCGCUUCUGUCAGGACUCGCUCUAUCAGUGCAAUAAUACGGUGUGUUUGAGACCAGACUUCUUGUGCGACGGCGACGACGACUGCGGCGACGGAACCGACGAAUUGGAGUCAAUGUGUCAGAGCUUUGAGUGCGAUCUGACCCGAAAAUAUCAGUGCAAUAACAAGAGGUGUAUCCCAUUGUGGCAAAUAUGCAACGGAGUGGACGAGUGCGGCGAUGGCAGCGACGAGAAUAACCACACUCUGUGCCGAAAGUGGCCGCUUCCCUGUCUCGCCAACCAAUUCAAGUGCACUAACGAACAGUGCGUUUCAAUGGAGAAGGUUUGCGACCACAACGACGACUGCGGAGACCUUUCCGACGAAAAGGGUUGUCAUAAAGGAGUUUGCAAUCGAGAGACAAGAGGUGGCUGUCAGCACAACUGCUCCAUCAUUGGUGACGGAGGUUUCAUCUGUGUUUGUCCGCGUGGAUACCAAAUACAACUCAAUGAUACCAAAGUUUGCGAAGACAUCAAUGAAUGCGCGGGUUUUGGUCACAAUUGUUCCCAGAUUUGUGUGAACUCUGAGGGCAGCUAUAACUGCAAAUGCAAACCAGGCUUUGAAUUGAUUGACGAGCGUUGUGUAGUGAAGAGCGAAGUGCCAGCCUUUGUCUUCUACACCGACGGACCCGAUAUAAGAGCAGUUGAUUUGUCACAACAACAUCAGUCUUCGCUGAUCGCCGGCGAGAGUCGCGUUCAGUCUCUCGAUUACGAUCCCUUCACCGAUAUACUCUAUUGGACCGAUACUUACGAUAAGACUAUAAAGAGAGCGGUGAUACCCAAUCCAAGUGAUCCCGAACAUGGAAAUGGUUUCUCGCAAAAUCUGGAGCUCAAAGGUUUGACAAAACCGGUGGACAUUGCGGUCGAUUGGGUCGGAAGGAACUUGUAUUGGAUGGAUAUGGAUCUCUCCCAAAGCAAACCCAAAGGCCGUAUAUUCGCCAGUCUUCUUGACGGCCGAUAUCGCAAAGCAGUAGUCGUUAAUGGAUUAGAAAGACCGACAUCUAUAGCAAUGGAUCCAGAAUUAGGACGAAUGUUUUGGACGGACGCCGGAAUCCAACCAAAGAUCGAGUCGAGUUGGAUGGACGGCAGCCGACGGAAACUUAUCAUAAAUGAAAAACUCGGUUAUCCAACCGGUCUAACCAUCGACUACGAGGCCGGACACAGACUUUAUUGGUCCGAUUCUAAGCUCAAUACUAUAGAGUCGGCCAACUCUGACGGAACCAAUAGAGUGACUGUAGUUAGCGGUGAUCUUCACCAUCCGUCCAGUUUGGAUAUGUUUGAAGACCAGCUCUAUUGGGUGACCCGAGACACCGGAGAGAUCUAUCGUCACGACAAGUUUGGCCGAGGAGUCAAAGUGCGGGUCAGGCGAUCGCUAGAGCACGCGACUGAUGUCAAGAUCUAUCAGGAAAAGAAAUACAACACAUCCCUGCCCAACCCGUGUCAGACCGCCGGCUGUUCCCACUUAUGUUUACUAAUUCCUGGCGGAUAUCGGUGUUCGUGUCCGGACUCGAUCUCAUCGGUGAUUAGUGUGAACGGCAACUGCAAUACAGCGUACGAACAGCCGAAAGCUGUGCCCCAUCGGUGUCAGUGCAGAAACGGUGGCUCAUGUAUUCACAGCGAGAAUGAAUUGUCCAAGAUCAUUUGCAAAUGUUUGGAUAACUUCGAGGGAAACAAUUGCGAAGAGUAUAUCCCUCGAAGUCAAAUAGGAGGAGACAAUGACAAAGUGUUUGCCGAAGUGGUUCUGCCCAUCAUUAUAGUACUCAUGACAUUAGUUGUUGCGGUCGUUCUCUACACCUAUUUUAAGAAAAGAAAUUUUAAAAAUGGCAUCAAUCCAAGCGUGUCCUUCAGAAGUGGAACUAACGUAGAGUUCGGUGGACCGGCUUUUAUGCAUAACGGACCCACUGAUGGACAGCAACCCGCGCCAAUGGAAGGAGAGUUUCAUUUGGGAGAUAUUAAGUCAACAGAUUUUGAGAACCCGAUGUACGAAGAGGUGGAAUCCAAUGGAACCGAUAAAAACGUUAAGAAAUUAAACAACGACUCCAUCCCAUCCAAUACGGGCUUAUAUGAAGUGCCCGACGAGUUGUACAACAAGAAAGUGCCGAUCGAUGUGACCAACAAUUACGACAAAUCAUUGACCGGAUCGGCAGUACUGCCGCCGUCGAGUGUCAUCCACAGGUCGUCACCUCAGGUCCAGAUCAGACAGAUAUCAUUAAACCCGACGUCAGUGGACACCGACAAAGACACACAAUUUCUAGUAGAAGAGGACAAAACGGACUGUUAAUCCAUGUGUUAAUACAAAAAACUGUUAAUAAGUGCUAAUAUUAACUGUGAAUAUAUUGUUAUUCAAAUGAACUAAUUAUUACGAAACGGAACAUUACUUUUAGUGCAUUAUACGAGACAAGCCUUAAACACAAAACAAUUCAUUGUUUUUCAUGUGACAAACAUUUUAUCAAAAAAGAUUUUUAUUAAUUUUUUAUUAACUGUUUUUAUAUAACAAAAAGUGCAACAAAUAAUUCCGAUUGCGGUCUGUCUUUAAGCUAAAUCGUCGGAUCCGAUGACGACUAUUGAGAAGAAGACCAGUUGUGAUAUUUUUUACUUCUUUUCCACACAAUUAUAAAACUUAUUUCAAUUUCAUUCCCGUUUUUCCUAUCAUUCAUUUGCAAUUGAAUUUCAUUCCUAUAUAAAUAGAAAUGUGUUUUUUCUUCUCAAUUGAUCACAAAAUCCAAG
Medioppia subpectinata is the source of this 10832-nucleotide messenger RNA. The record is from the annotation of a GenBank genome assembly. NCBI's taxonomy places the organism in Eukaryota, Metazoa, Arthropoda, Arachnida, Sarcoptiformes, Oppiidae.